GAGCAUUCAGCGUCACAUCAGAGAGAGAUAAGAAAAAUGUUGUGCCCAAUGGAUUUCAUUGUUUUGAUCUCUUGUGCGGUCCUCCUCAUUGUCCAAUCAUGUCAUGGUUCUGAGAUUAUUGGUGGGAAAGAAGUGGCUCCCCACUCGCUGCCUUUCAUGGCUCUGAUGCGGCCUACGUACUGUGGAGGGAUCCUGAUCCAUCCAAAAUGGGUCCUGACUGCUGCCCACUGCAAAAACAUUAAGAAAGUGAUUCUGGGAGUGCACUCCAUUAAAGGAAAGGAAAAAGAUUCCAGGCAGGUCCGCGAGGUGAAGAGUUUUCCUCAUCCCAGCUAUGAUGCAACAAAGAGGAUCAAUGACCUCAUGCUGCUCAAGCUUGACAAACCGGUGAUGCGAACCAAGACGGUGAAGUGUCUCCCGUUGGGGGACACCAACAAAUAUCCAGCAGCUGGCACCAGCUGUCUGGUGGCUGGAUGGGGAAAAACAAACAACACCGCCACGACUCCUUCAGAUGUCCUGAGGUCUGUCCAUGUGACUGUGAUCGAUAGAAAGAAGUGCAACUCUCCUAAGAAUUACAACGGGAAGCCUGUUAUCACCAGCGGCCAGAUAUGUGCUGGUUCAGUCGUGGAAGAGGUGGCUGAUACCUGUGGGGGGGAUUCAGGAGGCCCACUGUUGUGCAAUGGAGCCCUGGUUGGUGUCACUUCUUUUGGAAAGGUUGAUAAGCGUGGCAUAACACAAUACCCGGGUGUGUACUCUUUUCUCUCAAAAAAACAAAUCAUCUGGAUCAAGAAGACAAUGAAAAAGUCUGAAAUAUAGCCAGCCCAGUUCAUUAACGUCUGUUUAUGUGCUAAUAUUAUGCUACAUUCACUUUAUCCUGCUUACUGUAGAAGGAAGAAAUGUACAUGAUAUGUUUUUUUGAAUGAUUUUUCUAAAUCUAUAUAUAAAAGCGCUAUAUUUUCUUAAGGUGAAAAAAGCAAACUUCCAAAGCAAUCCGCCAACCGGACAGAGGCACCACUCUCUGCAUCAGAAGCUUAAAUAUACUAUAACUCAAGUCGUAUGGAUAUAUGUUAUAAUUAGUUUGAUGCUCAGGUAUGCCCCUUUUUUUCCUCGUCAUUAUAACGGCAUGAAAACCCAAAACCAAUGACAUUUUAUUCUGAGACAUCCAUAUCUCUUUGUUUCUUAUUUUUACUUUUGUAUUACUGUUAGAAUAGGUUCCCAUUACAGAAGCUUCUGUCGUUUCACACAUUGAUGGCAUCAAAGAUUUGUGUUUCAGU
Messenger RNA from Gymnodraco acuticeps, 1271 nucleotides. RefSeq names its product granzyme A-like. Bases 37 to 813 code for a protein of 258 amino acids. NCBI's taxonomy places the organism in Eukaryota, Metazoa, Chordata, Actinopteri, Perciformes, Bathydraconidae. Gene Ontology annotation, molecular function: serine-type endopeptidase activity. Gene Ontology annotation, biological process: proteolysis. The record is from RefSeq and is a predicted model, not a curated record. The transcript has 5 exons.